Cryphonectria parasitica EP155 is the source of this 975-nucleotide messenger RNA. RefSeq names its product NAD(P)-binding protein. The record is from RefSeq and is a predicted model, not a curated record. The coding region runs from base 1 to 975 and encodes 324 amino acids. The transcript is spliced from 5 exons. NCBI's taxonomy places the organism in Eukaryota, Fungi, Ascomycota, Sordariomycetes, Diaporthales, Cryphonectriaceae.
AUGGCUACAUCAACACUCGAUUCUUCCCGCCAGCCGGCCCUCUCUCUCACGGAAGCCACCCUGCCACCCCAGUCGGGCCGGGUCUUCAUUGUCACGGGCGGAUCCAACGGUCUGGGCUACGAGCUCUCGCGCAUCCUCUACGGUGCAGGCGGCAAGGUCUACAUCCUGACCCGGUCCAAGGAGCGCGCUGAGAGUGCCAUUGCCCGCAUCAAAGCUCACUAUAGGGACGAGAAGGAAGGAGUACAAGAUGCUGGCAGACAGCGGGGGAGUUUGGCGUUCAUACAUCUCGACCUGAUGGACUUUGGCAGCGUCAAGAAAGCCGCCCUGGAAUUCCUCGAAAGGGAAAAAGGACCAGAAGGUCGUCUGGAUAUACUGUCAUUCAACAAUGCGGGUACAGGCGGCCGUAAGAAUGCCCCCGCAGGACAACAAGGCCACGAGUAUCACUUCACAACCAACACAAUGGGCCCAUUCCUCCUAACCCGCCUCCUCACGCCCGUCCUCUCCAGCACAGCCCGGCGCAGCCCCCCAGGAAGCGUAAGGCCUCCCCCGGACGGCGUGCGCAAGGAGUUCCUGCAAGCCCCGAACCCUUCCGUGAUCUCUGCCAAGGACGCCAUGGACUACAAAGAGCUGUACAGCCAGUCCAAAGCAGCCUGCUGGUUCAUCGCCUCUGAGUUUGCCCGCCGCUACGCCGAGACCACUGGGUACACCCCGAACCUGCUGUACUUUUGUGUUAGGCCUGUGCUGAGGAACCCUUCGCCUGUAGGCGCACACACGUACUUGUGGAUGGGGUUCUCGGACUCGGUCACUCUUGCUGACGCGGCCGAGGGGCGGUAUGCGACGUGUGAUGGGCGGUGGCACCCGGGCCAGAGGGAAGAUUUGGUGCUGGCGCAGCGGAAGGUGGACGAGGGAGGAUCGGGUCGGGCGAGCGAGGUUUUUGAUUGGUGCGAGGAAAAAGUUGCGGAAUUCUUGAACUGA